AGACAAAUGAUUUUGCAGGGAGGGUGACUGACACUUUCAGAAUGGAGUUCACAAACCUUCACCAUGCUAUUGUGUUUCGGGAUUUUAACGAUCAGUUCUCAACAAUUAAGAAAACUAUCCAUACUGGAGUGAAGAUGUAUGAUGACAAUAGAAAGAAAGUUGUACACAGAAGCUCUGCUGAAAUACAAUGGUGCAUGAAGAAGUUCGAUGAUUACAAUGGACGGCCAUUUGAUCCAAGCAUUGAUAUCUACACAACUCUUAUAAAUGUCAUGAGCGAAUUGUUAGCGUCUACUCGUUUUGAGGACAACGACCCUAAAUUGAAAGAUAUCAUUGAAUAUCAACAAGCGAUUUCGGAUAUUACAUCAGCUGGCUCAGGAGAGGAACUCGACAUGUUUCCAUGGUUACGUUAUUUUGGAAACACAACAUUCAAAAAGAUGGAAUUCUUUGUGAAAAUGAGAAAGCAGAUCAUUGGGGAAUGGAUUGAGGAACAUAAGAAAACUUUCAACAGAGAUGAUAUCAGGGACCUCACAGACACUGUACUUAAAGCACGGAAAGAUGGAGAUGAUACACUCAGUGAUGAUAUUAUUAUGCACUUAAUUGAUGAGAUGGUUGGUGCUGGCAUUUUGACGACUCAAGUUGUAAUUUCCGCCUUCCUCCAAUUGAUGAUACUUCACCCUGAGGUACAGACCCGUCUACAGUGUGAAAUUGACUCUGUCGUUGGGGCAUCUA
This is a messenger RNA of Owenia fusiformis, 729 nucleotides long. The record is from the annotation of a GenBank genome assembly. Lineage: Eukaryota; Metazoa; Annelida; Polychaeta; Sabellida; Oweniidae.